Molecule: messenger RNA, 1698 nt
Organism: Rotaria sp. Silwood1
Lineage: Eukaryota; Metazoa; Rotifera; Eurotatoria; Philodinida; Philodinidae
Source: the annotation of a GenBank genome assembly
AUGUCUGACUCUAUUGUAACCAAUACUGAAAAGUUGUGUAUUGAUCCUGGUUUGAACGAAAAAGCAUACUCUUAUGCUGAUCGCUGUCAAUUCAAAUUCAACAAUGGUUCUGAUUGUUCCAAUCGUCCGCUAGAUUACGCUUGUUGGUAUUGCACAAAAAAAUAUUGUUUUGAUCAUUUAAUUGAACAUGAAGAAAAAGAACAUGCAAAAGAAGGAGAACAAGCAAAAGGAGGAGAACAUGCAAAAGAAGGAGAACAAGCGUUACGGUCGCAUCUAGUAUCUUCUGAUUCAACUUCGAAUGUUGUUUGUUCAAUGGAUAUAGCUAAAUCAUCAUCGGCAACGUCAUCAUGUCCUUAUGGCAACUGUUCGUCAGCCUGCAGCUGUACAAGAUGUCCAUGUUCUUUUAGAUCAAGUUUGGUGUCGGGAUCAGCACUGAUAUUCCAUCCAGUAGCUACAUCGACACCAGCUUAUUCAGUCGAAUUUAAUACAUUAAGAAAACAGGAAAUAGCUGAAAAUGUAAAUCAUCUUUCAACAAAUCACUCUACUAAUGUUCGGCGUUCAACAAUAAAUAAUCAACAACACUUACUUAAUAUGACACCAGGUGAGUCAAUGGAUGUUUUAUCAGGUAGAAUUGCAUCGAAUAAUCUUGCGACAUUGAAAACAACUGUACGAGAAGAAUCAAAUGUUGAAAAAGAAAAAAAAACUCCUCAAGGUGAAAGUUCAGUUACAAAUAAAGAAGAUAAUGAUAGAUUCAAUCGAGCAAAUUUUUUUUUGAAAAAUAUUACGACAUCUAUGUCUUACAUCGAUGUAUUCAUGUCUAUUGGAACACAAUAUCCGUUCGUUCAAUUAACUACGACUGAAAAUUUAUCAAAAAUUCAAUAUUUGUGCAUUGCUGAUACAUCAACAUCAUCAAAUGAAAAACUUAUUUCGAUACAUCUUUGUUUCCAAAACAAAGUAAAUUUUAAACAUAAAUUUCUUAACCAUCUUUUUCCAGGUCUGAAAAGAUCAGAUUACUUAUUGGCAACAAAUGGUGAUCAAUUCAACGCUGAAAUUAAAUUAUUAGCAAAUGGAAAAUACAUUGAAUCAUCAGUUUAUAUACCCAAGAAACAGAAAACUGUGUUGACCGACGCUCAGCGUAAGAAACAGGUCGAUGUUGCUUGUGCUGUAUUUAAACAGGAAUCCGUUCCUAGUGCUGCUGCUAUACUAAGAGAAAGUCUUCCGUAUGAAUAUUUAACAUUCGUGCGUAAUCGUAUGUUAUCAUCUACAACAACAAAUGAUCCAUCUUCCUAUUCAUAUAAUAAUACUAAACAUCUUAAAUCUGUUCAUACAACAAGUGUGAAUGAUUUACAAAUGUGUUCAGAAGCAGUAACAACACCAAUAGGUUUUAAUAAAAAUAAAUUUUCUACAUCAGUUUCAAUUCAAUGUCGUCGUGCUUCAGGUCUUGUUAAUCGUAAUAGGAAUCAAAUCUCUCGUGUCUUAUCAAGUGAUGAUUUCUCAGAAAUAAAUCAUGAUGAACCAAUUAUUACUUCUGAAAUUUCAUAUUCUCAUUCUGAAGAUGAUCUUUCACAUAAUAUUCAUUCUUAUCAAGAUGCAUUUGAUGAUCUUAUACCAACUAAUGAACGUAUUGAACAUAUGCUUAAAAAUCAAUUUAAUGGCAUGAAUAUAUUGUCUUAUUUAGGAAUGUUACUUUAUCUUUAA